Molecule: messenger RNA, 513 nt
Organism: Lentinula edodes (shiitake mushroom)
Lineage: Eukaryota; Fungi; Basidiomycota; Agaricomycetes; Agaricales; Omphalotaceae
Exons: 1
Coding region: 92-427 (111 amino acids)
Source: RefSeq, a predicted model, not a curated record
AUCUGUGAAUCGGUUACUGUAUUCAAGCAACAUUCAUCAGUGCAUCACUGUGCAUUACUUCAGUCCUCAAAGCACAGAAAUAUGCAGGAAUAUGCGAAGUCAGAGAAGCUAUAUGCUUCACUAUCCCAACUUCGGCAGCAGUUCCUCUCAUCGACCCGCGCGCACCGCUCGCAAUCUCAGUAACUCGGCGAAAACAUUGUCCCACAAGGCCAUGGUCAGCGUGAAACAAAUGACUCUGUCAAUUUCGUGUCGCGACCUUUGUUUAUCUCAUCGUCGCUCUCUGUACAUUCGCAAUGGACACUACUCACGCGAUUACCAACUUGGUUGGAGAUGUACUGUAUAUAUAGUCAGUCGGUCUCAUAGAAACCCAUUUUGUCCCAUAUACAAUGACAAUGAUGCGAUCCGAUACUCCUCGAUGUUCAUAUAAUCGUAUCUUUUUGGACAGUCUCGUGUUUUGCCGCUUUAUGUCCAAAUUUAACGGUGAUGAUCACCGUGUACAGAGUUGGAUUUGAC